UUGAAUUUGUUCAUUGUCCCGAUUUAUGAAACAGUUGGCAUUCGUGUUUCACAUAUAAUGCAGAGACAGUAUCGUUACAAAUGUCGUAAAACAAAUUUGAUUCUUUUUGUUACACUAUAAGAGUGUAGAUAGUACAUAAAACUCAAGUUUUCAUCGUACAUACGGUACAGGUAAAUAUUUCGCGAUGCCACCCAAAUUAAGAGGUGGGAAAAAUAAUGAAAAAUAUGAGACAAUUAAAAAAAUGCGGCCGAGUGUUGAAGAAAAUAAUGUUAAGAGUAAUGUAAAAAGUAAUAUAGUCUUCAGAAAGUGCAAUCAACAAAAGAUAAAAAAACAUAGGAAGAAUUAUGCUCCUGAAUCUCUUGAGAAAGCUGUCAAAGCAGUAAAUGAAGGCAUUAGUUUGAGAAAAGCAGCUCAAAUGCAUUGUGUUCCUGUAACUUCUAUCUUCAGAGCAGCGAAGAAUCCAACAAAAAUUAGAUCUAAAUGCGGUCCGCCCACUAUUUUAACCGAACAAGAGGAACAGGAUAUUAUCCAGUGGAUCUUAUAUAGAGCUGAAAGAGGGUAUCCGGUGAGGAAGGAAGAAUUAUUAGAUUCUGUACAGUCAUAUGUGACAAAAUUAGGAAGACGUACUCCAUUUACACACGGAAGACCAGGACGUCACUGGUAUGAAAAAUUGUGUAAGCGUCAUCCCAACAUAACUGUUAGAACAUCUCAGAAUUUAAGUAUGACUCGUGCUUCUGUAACGGAAGAAAAUUUAAGAGGAUGGUUUGGUGAAAUUAAAACCUAUUUGCACAGUAAAAAUUUAAUCGAUAUACAUCCAUCACGUGUCUAUAAUUGCGAUGAAACUAAUGUAGAGCUGACACCUAAGCCGGACAGAGUUUUAACGAAAAAAGGAGCCCAUACAGUAUACACAGUACUAGAUGCCAAUGAAAAAGAAAGUUUCACUACCUUGUUUAUGUACAACGCCGAAGGCUUACGAGCUCCUCCUAUGAUUUUGUACUCCUAUAAAGAAAAUGAACCCAACAAAAUUUUGGAAAAUAGUCCAAGCGAAUGGGGCAUUGGUGUUUCUGAAAAUGGAUGGAUGACAAUAGAGACUUUUUAUGAAUAUAUAACUAAUAUUUUUUAUCCUUGGCUGUUGAAAACAAAUAUCGAGUUUCCUAUUAUAUUAUAUUUAGGUGGUCAUUCCUCUCUUGUUACUAUUCCAUUAUUUCAGUUUUGCCGUGAGAAACGAAUCGAGAUAAUAGCAUUAUAUCCAAAUGCUACACAUAUUAUUCAACCACUUGACAUCGCAGUCUUCCACCCGUUUAAGGAUAUUUGGAAAGAAACAUUGUCCAAGUGGGAAGUAGAAAAUGUCUCAAAAGUGAGAAAAGAACAAUUUCCUCUAGUGUUGCAGAAAGCUUUACAGUCAUAUACAGCAGAAAAAAUGAAUGUGCAAGGUGGGUUUAAGGCCAGUGGUUUAAUGCCAUUUAAUCCGGAAGCUGUAGAAUACAAUGUUUUACAUAAAAAAAAGACGAACAAUAAAAAUUAUAAUGUACAAACAAAUCAAGCAAAUCAGGUACCAGAAAGUCAGCAGCAUCUUGUAAAUAAGGAGAUUGAGAAUAAGAUCAGACAUUUAGAAACUUUUGAAAAAAAUUUGUCACAAAAGUUAUUGCAAAAUUUCAAGGAGGCCGAAUCUGCUGAGUGUUGGAUUAACGAUAUAGAAAAUAAGGGAUUAUUUAAUUACUGGCUGCAAAUUAAAAAAGCAGCUAGUGGUAUUAGCUUUGGAACUAUUUAAAUGAUUGCCUUUGUUUUUAUUCGUCUAGUUUUUAAUAUUUUUUGUUCAACAAACACAAAAUAUGUUAUUAUUUAUAUAAUAAAGUUAAGGUGAAACCCAACACUGUAAGCACAGAAAAGGUAUUAAAAUACAAAGUUGUUUUAACAAAUCAAUAUUUAAAUGGCAGAGAUACUACUGAGUUCGUCAAUGGAAGUGUUCCAAAUUCAAAUAAUAUCUUAUUAUUAAAAAUCCUCGAUCUGCGAAGAGAAUGUGCGUAUGGAGUAAUUUCCAUAUCCAAUCUUUUCCCCUGACCCAUCUUAAUUAGUAAGUUUUGCAACCUAUUAGUGAUAAUUACAAUUGAAAUUUGUAAUAGAACGAUUUUUCAUGAAUUGAUAGCAAAAAUAAAUCAAUUCGUAUUUUCCACA
Molecule: messenger RNA, 2175 nt
Organism: Megalopta genalis
Lineage: Eukaryota; Metazoa; Arthropoda; Insecta; Hymenoptera; Halictidae
Cellular component (GO): nucleus
Molecular function (GO): DNA binding
Source: RefSeq, a predicted model, not a curated record